Molecule: messenger RNA, 1224 nt
Organism: Salvia miltiorrhiza (redroot sage)
Lineage: Eukaryota; Viridiplantae; Streptophyta; Magnoliopsida; Lamiales; Lamiaceae
Exons: 2
Coding region: 320-1114 (264 amino acids)
Source: RefSeq, a predicted model, not a curated record
GAGUUGAAAUUCUGCAAAAAGAAAAGGACAUAAAGCAUUUGAAUUUGACAGAUACAUGAGACUAGACCAGCAUCAAUUAAGUGAAGAAAACAAAUGAUGUUUCUCUUGCAAAAGAAAAUUUGAACACAAAGAUCUCUCGUUCCACUCAUACUUCCAGCUAUGAGAAGGAAACAAGUACGCAGUUUCCCGUCAAAUUUAUUACAAGAAUCCAGCAUCACCUGAGAAUUACUGUAUAAAUAUAUCUAGGAUCGCAUCAUUAUCCCACACAAAUUAAUAUUAUCUACAGACACAAACAGAGAGAAAGAGAGAGAGAGAGAGAAUGGCAGAAUUGUUCGUGAAACAGGCAAAGGAGUAUUCAGAGGGUAGGCCUAAUUACCCUAAAGAAUUAUUCGAUUUUAUUGCUUCUAACACUCCCUCUCAUCAUCUUGCUUGGGAUGUCGGCACCGGUACCGGCCAAGCCGCCCUUUCUCUGGCUGCGAUCUACGACGAUGUGGUCGCCACCGACACAAGCCCAAAGCAGCUUGAGCUCGCGGCGAAGCUCCCAAACAUAACCUACCAUUGCACCACCGCCGUUGUCUCCAUGGAGGAGCUCCAAACCAAGAUCGGAUCGCAAUCCACUUUCGAUCUGGUCACCGUCGCUCAAGCCUUGCACUGGUUCGACCUCCCCGCAUUCUACCACCGCGUCAAGUGGCUCCUCAAGAAGCCCGACGGCGUCAUCGCCGCCUGGUGCUACACCACGCCGGAGGUCAACGCCGCCGUCGACGCAGUAUUCCAGCGGUUCUACGCCGUGGAUUCCGGUCCGUAUUGGGACUCGGCCCGUAAUCUGGUAGACCGGAAAUAUGAGACGAUUGAUUUCCCGUUUGAACCGGCGGGUGGGCUCAGGCACACUGGACCGUUCCGGUUCAAUGCGGAGAAAGUGAUGGAUUUAGAGGGGUUUUUCACGUAUUUGCGGUCGUGGUCGGCUUAUCAAACGGCAAAGGAAAAAGGGGUGGAGCUGCUCACCCGGGAUGUGGUCGACCGGUUCACCGCGGCGUGGUUCGAAGAUGGCGUGACCCGGAAAACCGUUGUUUACCCUAUCUAUUUGAGGAUAGGAAAAGUUGGUCCAUUAGAGUGAGAGAUUGACCGGAUAUGGUGAAAUUUGAUAUUUAAAUAAAAAUAAUGAUUUUUCAUUUUCUUCUUCUGGCGGUGACUCGAAUCUUCAAUUAAAUAAAUAUUUUAUUAAUC